Messenger RNA from Suillus subalutaceus, 653 nucleotides. RefSeq lists its product as uncharacterized. The record is from RefSeq and is a predicted model, not a curated record. The transcript is spliced from 3 exons. Lineage: Eukaryota; Fungi; Basidiomycota; Agaricomycetes; Boletales; Suillaceae. The coding region runs from base 265 to 522 and encodes 85 amino acids.
CGCCGCUGUCCUAAAUCCAACAGCCAAAAAAACAGGCCACUUGGGGGCCGGUGUCAAUGGUCACAAGUUUUACAUGGUCAUGUUGCCAGUCGCGCUUGAUGAUCCGGGCCGGCAUAGUAAACACACGCGAUUAUUCUUAGUAGUCGGUUAAGCGCCCGCAGAAAGGGAGAACACAUCCAAAACACAGUGGCAAAAGGAUGGUAGCCUGCCGGAAUAACCUGGCGCUGAUACUGAGCAUUCUGCACUGGACUCUGAAAAAAAUAGAUGUCGUGCACUCAUGAUCAUACGCUACAUCAUCCGGAGUUUGUAUUAUUAUCAGUCUGCCACACUACCGUGGGCGAUGAGAGAAGUCCCGGCGAGUUGAUUCGUCUUGCUGCAGCUAUGCAAUUCUUCGGAUUUCUUGGUGUCAUUGGUUCCAUCAUGCGGUCUGUUGAUGACGGGGUUGCCCAACAGAUCGUGUCUGCUUUUUGCGGCAACCUGGUUGAUGGUCAGGAAGAUUGGACUACACGUAUGCUGCGGUAACGUUGCACAAGGCUGUGAAAUCGUUGUGCAAGAAGAUUCCGUUGGAACAGCAGAUUGAUUUUUAUUACAUAUGUUCCCUGUGCUUUGAUUACUUGAGCGACUUGUCAGAUCUUAGAGCUUAUCAACAUUUU